Molecule: messenger RNA, 681 nt
Organism: Laccaria bicolor S238N-H82
Lineage: Eukaryota; Fungi; Basidiomycota; Agaricomycetes; Agaricales; Hydnangiaceae
Exons: 7
Coding region: 1-681 (226 amino acids)
Source: RefSeq, a predicted model, not a curated record
AUGUCUAUCCCACACAACGCUCUUCCCGCCGCUGUCAAGCUUCGCGAGUCCGCUCUCACUGCCUUCAAAACUUAUCAGGACAUGAAAGAGGGACUGAACAGCGCUGCCGCUCCCACCAUUCUUGGCGUAGCCGCUAAUUACUGUGUUCAGCUUAUCGACACCAAGGAUCCGUGUCUGCUUAUGCACCAGCCAAUGCACAACGUGCUUUUCCUUGUUAGAGGCGAGUACAAUACCCGCAGCACUGGAGUUCACGCCAUCGCGCCCCCAGCCGACCUCGACACUAUCAAAGAAUAUUGUCGCGCCGUUCUCGCCGCGCGCGCCGCUGCGCAGGUCGUUCCACCACCUGUUACUGCUCAAGCUCAGGCUCAGGCUGAGAUUGCAGAGCGCGGAUACAUUUUGAAACAGCGUCCCCGCAAGCUUGUCAAGUCCAAGGCUGUUGUUGAGGACAAGGAUGACGAGGUCGAGAUUGUCCCCGGCCCCUCGGAUACCGACAUGGUGUAUGUGUCACGGUGGGUGGGAUUUCCACCACACGUUUGGUUCGUUCCUGACAACGCUGGCAUGUUUUCACAUACCAAUCAUCGUGUGCAGAUCUCAUCAUGUACAUUCGGUUGCUCUGUUUCUAGUUCAUCAAACCUGGCCUCCAGGCCUGGUGAAGUUAAAGUCGAAAUCAUUUCAUCCUGA